Molecule: messenger RNA, 1338 nt
Organism: Clunio marinus
Lineage: Eukaryota; Metazoa; Arthropoda; Insecta; Diptera; Chironomidae
Source: the annotation of a GenBank genome assembly
ACAUGCUACGAGAUGGAUCGUUAUUUGAAAGAUGAGCCGAAACCGAAAACCUUCAAAACAGAACCCAACGACAUGGUACCGUGGGAAUUGUUCACAGCCCCCGGUCCCAUCUCAGGUUCAUGGAGUGUAAAAGUUGACCCGCUUUGCUUCGAUGAACUUUUAAAUGACAGAAAUUUGGAUACAUUGUCCAUGAGUUCAUCGUCAUCGACAUGUUCGGGGAAGUCAUGGGAUAGUUCACUGAGUUGUUCAGUCGUCGUGAAAAAAGAUCGAAUCGAUGAUGAAUAUGAGGAUUCCGAUAGUAAUGACGAGAAAUUAGUGCAUUGCAUUAAUAAUAACACUAGCAGUAAAAACUUUAACAAUGCAAAAAACAUUCAAAUCAUCAAAGGCUCAAAUAAGCUGACAAAUUCCACCAUCGAACUUUUAAUAGCUCGAACGCCAUCUUCAUCGCCAUUAGCAACUAAUUCACUUUCAGCGAGCACACUAUCGUCGAUGCUGAUGCCAGCAGGUGCAAACCAUGACAUUCUCCCGACACUUACACCACCGUCUUCACCUGAAUCUAGUAGUAAAUGUAGUAAUAGCAAAAAUUUAACAAUAACGGAACCUGAACUAGCAUUAAUCGAUAAUCAGGGUAUUUAUCGUGUGUCAAAUGGCACGACAUUGACACGUAAUACAAUCGUACGGCUGUCAAAUAACAAAACCUCUUUUGGUGUAACAAAAAUCCUUCAGAUGAGUCCAAACUUUCAAGCACAGAUAACUGCGAAAGGAUCCAACAACACACAGGGAAACUCAAAUCAAACAGCUCAAAUAACACCUUCAAAUACGACAUCAGCAACGAGCAAACAAUCACAACGACAACAAGAUCACAGUCCCGAUUCAAGACGAAGAAUACACAAGUGUCAAUUUCUUGGGUGCAAAAAAGUUUACACGAAAAGUUCACAUCUAAAAGCUCAUCAAAGAACGCAUACAGGUGAAAAGCCUUACAAAUGUUCAUGGGAAGGAUGUGAAUGGCGUUUCGCACGAAGUGAUGAGUUAACGCGACACUACAGAAAGCACACAGGAGCCAAACCAUUCAAGUGUCGUCAUUGCGAUCGUUGCUUUUCACGAAGCGAUCAUCUGGCGUUGCACAUGAAACGUCACAUCUAAAUCACAUCAAUCAUCAUGCUACGUCUUAGAUAAGCUACUUCCGAACCGAGUCACAAUCAUUAAGCUAUGGAAUUAAAAUCAUUUAAAUUUUCAUAGAUAUUCAUGUAUAAGUAUGACAAUGAAAUAAUGCUGAGUUUCUCCAAUUAUUUUUAUGUUAAUGUUUUAAGAAACUGAAUCAAUACAAUUAAUUAUCUU